Anguilla anguilla (European eel) is the source of this 1607-nucleotide messenger RNA. RefSeq names its product DEAD (Asp-Glu-Ala-Asp) box polypeptide 47 (gene ddx47). Lineage: Eukaryota; Metazoa; Chordata; Actinopteri; Anguilliformes; Anguillidae. Gene Ontology annotation, molecular function: ATP binding; nucleic acid binding; RNA helicase activity. The record is from RefSeq and is a predicted model, not a curated record. Bases 20 to 1501 code for a protein of 493 amino acids. The transcript is spliced from 12 exons.
CUCACGUAGUCACACGUUGAUGAUAACCAGCAUGGCGGACGAGCAGGACAGGAAUGGUGAUGGUGAAACAAACACAGAGAAAACAGUCGCCACUGACAGUGGAGGAGAAGAUGCUGGGGAAAUUGAGAAGGAGAUCCCAAAGAGCUUCAAGGAUUUGGGGGUAACGGAGGUGCUGUGCGAGGCCUGUGAGCAGCUGGGGUGGAAAACCCCCACCAAGAUCCAGGUGGAGGCCAUACCUGUGGCCCUGCAAGGGCGUGAUGUCAUCGGCCUGGCAGAGACGGGUUCGGGGAAGACGGGAGCCUUUGCCCUCCCCAUCCUGCAGUCUCUCCUGUCUUCCGCCCAGCGGCUGCACACCCUCGUUCUCACCCCCACCCGUGAGCUGGCCUUCCAGAUCGCGGAGCAGUUCGACGCCUUGGGGUCCAGCAUUGGCGUCAAAACAGCUGUGAUAGUUGGGGGGAUUGACAUGAUGUCUCAGUCCCUGGCCCUGGCCAAGAAGCCCCACAUUGUCAUCGCCACGCCCGGCAGGUUAAUCGAUCACCUGGAGAACACCAAGGGCUUCACGCUCCGCGCUCUGCGUUUCCUGGUGAUGGACGAAGCCGACAGGAUCCUCAACAUGGACUUUGAGACCGAGGUGGAUAAGAUUCUGAAAGUGAUCCCCAGAGACAGGCGAACAUUCCUCUUCUCUGCCACCAUGACCAAGAAGGUUCAGAAACUGCAGAGGGCUGCUCUGAAGGACCCGGUGAAAUGCGCCGUUUCAACCAAGUACUCCACCGUGGACAAACUGCAACAGUACUACAUCUUCAUCCCCUCUAAAUACAAGGACUGCUACCUGGUGUCCAUCCUGAAUGAGCUGGCUGGGAACUCGUUCAUGAUUUUCUGCAGCACCUGUAAUAACGCACAGAGAGUAGCGCUACUGCUGAGGAACCUGGGAAUCACAGCCAUCCCCCUGCAUGGCCAGAUGAGUCAGAACAAGCGGCUCGGCGCGCUCAACAAGUUCAAGUCGAAGUCUCGCUCCGUGCUCCUGGCGACGGACGUGGCGUCCCGAGGUUUGGACAUUCCGCACGUCGACUGCGUCAUCAACUACGACAUCCCCACCCACUCCAAGGACUACAUCCACAGGGUGGGCCGAACAGCGAGAGCAGGGCGCUCUGGGAAAUCCAUCACUUUCGUCACGCAGUAUGACGUGGAGCUGUUCCAGCGAAUUGAAAGCCUGAUAGGGAAGAAGCUGCCCGCCUUCCCCAUGCAGGAGGAGGAGGUGAUGAUGUUGGUGGAGAGGGUCAGUGAGGCGCAGAGGUUCGCCAGGAUCGAAAUGAAAGAACAAGGAGAGUAUAAGAAAAGACCCAGAGGAGGAGAGGGAGAGGGAGAAGGGGACGACACAGAGCAGUCCAGUGGUGUGCGGAAGAAAGUGAAGGGAGGGGGUGGGCGGGGCGGAGGAAGUUGGCGGGGUGGAGGAAGAGGACGGGGCGAAGGAAGAGGACGUGGUGGGGGGAGGGGACGCUAGCCCCGCCUCACCCCCCCUCCCCGGUGAUGGUGUUGUACAGCUGUAACAGACGUGAUCAAUAAUGUUUCAAUCCUUUGUAAUAAAAUAUACUGCUCCUUUGAAAUAA